Gadus morhua (Atlantic cod) is the source of this 2881-nucleotide messenger RNA. It is a transcript of the gene dtnbp1b, whose product is annotated as dystrobrevin binding protein 1b. NCBI's taxonomy places the organism in Eukaryota, Metazoa, Chordata, Actinopteri, Gadiformes, Gadidae. The transcript is spliced from 4 exons. The coding region runs from base 431 to 1063 and encodes 210 amino acids. Gene Ontology annotation, cellular component: synaptic vesicle membrane; cytoplasm; BLOC-1 complex. Gene Ontology annotation, biological process: anterograde synaptic vesicle transport; platelet dense granule organization; negative regulation of protein kinase activity. The record is from RefSeq and is a predicted model, not a curated record.
ACACACCCCGGCUCGAUCAGCUGCUGCCAGUCGCUCGAGCUCCUCUCCCCCCCAGUCCCCCGCUUCCCUCGCGCUCUCAUCCUGCACCCCGUCUCUCUCUCUCGCGCGGCAACAACAAGCGGGAAAACCACCUCAUUCCUCGCAGCAUCAAAGGCUAACCCCGCAUCGCUAAAGCUAGCGCUCCUACGUGUUUGAAUCGGCGACGGCGUGCGUGCGUGGCUCCUCCCCCCCCCCCCCCGUGUUGCGGUUGUUGUCGUCGUUGGGUGCCUGCAUGAGUGAAAGAGGUGUGAGCAUGUGUGCCGACUUGAAAGGAAGAGUGAGGAUGCGUGGUGGGCAGAUGUAGUGAGUGUGUUGUCGUGAGAGUCGUGUUGUACUUGUAGCGUUUCUCUGUGGACGACGGCCGGACCGGCUCGAUUAGCCUGCUGCCGGGAUGUCUUCUUCUGGGGGUUCAACGGACGGGAGCCAGAGAAACUCUCUGGAGCUGGACGGGGGGGCGCAGGGCCAGCGGGGGCCCCCUGCGGAGCCGCCCGGCGUGGGGGGCCAGGUGAAGCUGAAGAGGUACAACCUGGAGGACAACUUCCACCACGACAUGGAGCAGUACCUCUCCACGGGGUACCUGCAGAUCGCCGAGAGGAGAGCGCCGAUAGGCAGCAUGUCGUCCAUGGAGGUGAACGUGGACAUGCUGGAGCAGAUGGACCUCAUGGACAUGUCUGACCACGAGGCCAUGGACGUGUUCCUGCACACUGGCGGGGACGACAACAGCGCCGCCUCCCCUGUCACAGGCCCAGACAUGGAGCCCUACACCACAGAGAUCAGCCUGAAGGUGCCAACCCAGGCGGAGCUACGUCACAAGCUCUCCUCCCUCUCCCCCACCUGCACCGACAGCCAGGACACCGAUGGAGGAGAGGAAGAGGACGACGGAGAGGUGGAGGAGCAGGGGGGAGGUGGAGGACACAGCGGGAGGAGCAGUGGCAGUAGUAGUAGUAGGAGGAGGCCCAAGGAGGCGGGGGGGCAGGGGAGAGCCAGUAAGAAGCCGGUGGGGGCUCCUCUUGGGAAGAACUGAAGAGGAAGGUGGAGCUCAAGACUCUUUUGGGUGGAGUAGAGAAAGUGAGACACACACACACACACACACACACACACACAUUGAAGGACGUGACUUUUCUUUGCAUAUUGGACUGUUUUUUAAGCUAUUUCUCCACUUGGGGUUGUUCUCAUGAUUUCAUGUUAAUUCAGGGGCCAAUAUCCCAACUUGAUUUUAAUUAUAUUGAUUAUUUAGCGGUUUAAUCCAAAGAGACUGAAUAUUUAGGAGCUGGCAGGAUGUUGAGCGUCUUGCUCUUAAGGGUGCUUACAGGUUAGACUACGGACAUUGGAAAUCGAAGCCGGUACCUUCUGACAGGGAGUCAAUGACGUCUCUGUAUCGUAACAUAAAAAUGACACACUUGCAUUGAACCGACGCAUCAAAAUAGCUUUGCGAGAAGCAGAAAAAGAUGGAUCCGUUUACAAUAUCCAAUGGUGUUUUAUCCUGAUGUUUACAACCAAAUAAAGGAACUGGAAAAUAUAUAAAUAUUUGAGAAUAUCGUGGUUUGAACUAGUUUGAGACAUGUUUAUUUAUUUGGGGUUGAAGUCUUUAGAUGAUACAUGCUCUUUCAAGCUUUAACUGAAGAAAGCACCCGUUAUGAGUUCAACUAGCCAUCAUAAUAAACAGUCUAAUAAAAGCUGAAUAAAUAAAUAAAAAGCAUACAAAUUAUAAACGUAUUUUUGUAUUGAUAAUAACACAUGAUUACAAUUAAGAAAUAAACUACAAUUGCUUCGGUGACCUACAUUUAUAACAAUCCCAUACAAACACCAUCUCCCAGGAUUCUUUGCUUCCCAGAUCAGAACAGUGGGGAGGACCUCUGCCGAUAACCCCCAGGACUUGAUCCAGUCCACAGCAACGGAACCGCCCGGAACCAUAAUUAAUUUACAUGCCUGUGGUGUUGGCCAUUACCGUCUCAAACUUCUCUUUUGCGGAGAAAUGUUGAUUUGUGCGUGUGACUGCAGCAUCCUCCAUUCUCCGCCAUAUCUCUGGACUUCUUUACGCUGAAUCGCUUUCUUGAUGGUAAUAAACUCUUCAUCCCCCCCGGGACGGAUUGCGGGAAAAUACAGCGCUGGGCAGGGGAAUUGAACCGGUGUCCCCGUCUCUGUGCGCUCAUCGGUCCGAUUUAUAUUGUGCGACACGGAAGUGAUAUUUACAGCAUAGUAAAUUGUCUUUUUUAUCCCCUAUUGGAGAACCGUAAUGCUUUAACGGUGUGUGUUUGGGUUGAGCAUUUAUAUUUAAUGACCUUUGUGAUGGCACAAACUAAUGCAAAUUCAGAGUUGACUGAGCGGCUAAAUGCCACAUUGAGCUCAGAUGCCCGGUGGAGAACGAGGCAUGGUGGAUUAAAUAAAGUAAUUAUGAAAAUAAUUAGGAUGGCGACUUUGGUUCCAACGUUAACAUUCCAGACGUUUCAAUAAAUCAAUCUUUGCAGUCAUAUGAAUACACUGUUGGCGAUAUGUUGAUGAGCUGUUUUAAAAACAUUCAGUCCAAGUCAGGAGGCUACUAAUUCUACUAUUUUUGAUAUGGUUGGUGAGCUUUUCUUUUUGCCCCGUUUGUGAUAUCGUGUGAUUGUUCAAUUGAAAUGUGGUUAAACCCAUAACUUGUUAUUGAUUCAUGUUCAUGUAACAAUAAUUCACCCACCCAUACAGACUCUCCCUUUAAAUGGCGUUUGUCUUAAUAAACUCCUGUGAGCCCUGUCAUAUACGGUAGUUAAUGUGCUUGCGCAUAUACUGGGGGUUAUACGGGAGGUUAGCCUUAGAGAUGUGAGCGAGACACACGGCAGUUAAUAAACCUGAGUUGAGCAUC